This is a messenger RNA of Eimeria acervulina, 1179 nucleotides long. Its product is annotated as ribosomal protein L9, N-terminal domain protein, putative. Lineage: Eukaryota; Apicomplexa; Conoidasida; Eucoccidiorida; Eimeriidae. The record is from RefSeq and is a predicted model, not a curated record. Gene Ontology annotation, cellular component: nucleus. The transcript is spliced from 2 exons. Gene Ontology annotation, molecular function: transcription cis-regulatory region binding. The coding region runs from base 1 to 1179 and encodes 392 amino acids. Gene Ontology annotation, biological process: regulation of transcription by RNA polymerase II.
AUGUCUUUGCUGCGCUUAACGUCGCUUCGGUUGCCUUCGGUUCCUUCCCAAAGGCCCGGCUGGCCUUCGUUGGGUUCGGGAUCGUUGGGAUCGGGAUCGUUGGGAUCGGGAUCAGGAUCGUUGGGAUCGGGAUCGGGAUCGUAUGUGGGGUCGGGAUCGGGAUCGGGAUCGUAUGUGGGGUGGGGAUCGGGUGUGUCCCCUAGAUCCUGCGACUUGUCAUGUGGAGAGUGCUGGGGUGGUGGGGCGUUGGGUUUGUUGUGGGGCUCCGGGCGUCGUAUAGUUAAUCCAGUAGUUGAGGGUUCGUUUGUGGGGUUUAAAGGGGAGCGGAGGGGCUUCGCAAUAUCUCAUCUAAAACCGCACAUUCAUCGAGGAGUUCUAUACCCUCGUGUGCCUCAUCCUUAUUUGCUGGUAGUGCUGCUUCGCUCUGUUUCGGGUGUCGGUACAGCUGGGCAGAUCGUGUAUGUUAGGAGAGGCUUCUUCAGACAUUUCUUAGCGAGAUCAGGAGCAGCAAUACCUGCUUCCUGGAGCAACAUAGACGCUGUUCACCAGCGCAUGCAGCAGCUGCAGCAGCAGCAGCAACGGGAGCGUCGGCAACAGCAGCAGCAACAGCAACAACAACAACAACAGCAGCAGCAGCAGCAGGGAGAAGAACGAGUUGCUGAGACAUCUGACGCGUCUCCUCUGUCUUACAGCAGCAAUGCGUUGCUGCUAGCAGACGAUGGAGGUGCUGCUCUGUCCUGGGUAAGGAGUUUGAAGCUGCAGUUUAUUGUAGAGACAGAAGAGACAGAUAAUAUUCUUCUUCGACAGCCUCUAGAACCCCUCUCUAUUUUAAAAACAUUAACAGAAGAACAGGGCCUCGAUCUGCUGCCCAGCGACGUCAGGCUCAUCUCUUGCAAGCAUCCGCCCCCACAGCAGCAGCAGCAGCAGCAGCAGCAGCAGCAGCAGCAGCAGGAGAGUGCUGAUUGGUGGGCUGAGGAGCAGCUAGGAGGCCUUCCUUUGGUGCCUAUACACCGCGUUGGGGUUUAUUAUCUUCUUUGCGUUGUUCAAGGCAUGCAGCAACAGCAGCAGCAACAACAACAGCAGCAACAGCAACAGCAACAGCACCUGCAACAGACAGACGGUCGUCUGCCGUUGUACAGCUUAGCAGCUCUCAAGACCAGGGUGAGGGAUACAUUAUAA